Nanorana parkeri is the source of this 1945-nucleotide messenger RNA. RefSeq names its product keratin, type II cytoskeletal 5-like. The record is from RefSeq and is a predicted model, not a curated record. Gene Ontology annotation, biological process: keratinization; intermediate filament organization. The coding region runs from base 89 to 1846 and encodes 585 amino acids. Gene Ontology annotation, molecular function: structural constituent of skin epidermis. NCBI's taxonomy places the organism in Eukaryota, Metazoa, Chordata, Amphibia, Anura, Dicroglossidae. Gene Ontology annotation, cellular component: keratin filament. The transcript has 10 exons.
AGGUGGUGGUGGUGGUGGUGGUGGUGGUGGUGGUGGGGGGGGUGGAGGUUUUUGUGGUGUUUCACGCUCUGGAGGUGGUGGUGGUGGUAUGACUUCCAGAAGCUUAUAUCAUAGCCUUGGAGGGUCUAGGAAAAUAGCAGUGAUCCCUGGUAACCGCACAAGUGUUGGUGGCUAUGGGUUUGGUGGUGGAGGAGGAGGUGGAGGAUUUGGUGGAGGAGCAGGUUCAGGAUAUGGAGGUGGAAUGGGAGCUGGUGGAGCAUUUGGAGGUGGGGGAGGAUAUGGUGGACCUGGAGGAUAUGGUGGAGGAGGCUUUCCUGAUGGUGGCCCAGAUUUUCCUGUAUGCCCACCUGGUGGAAUCCAACAAGUAACUAUUAACCAGAGCCUUCUAUCGCCACUUAACCUGGAAAUCGACCCAAGUAUUCAAAAAGUCAAAACAGAAGAAAGGGAGCAGAUAAAGACCCUCAACAACAAGUUUGCAUCUUUUAUUGAUAAGGUCAGGUUUUUGGAGCAGCAAAAUCAGGUCCUCAAAACAAAGUGGAGCUUCCUGCAGGAGCAUGGUCAAAAAGGUGGCACAAAAAGAAGCACCCUUGAACCCCUUUUUGAAACAUACAUCAAUAACCUUAGGCGACAGCUGGAUUCAAUAAACAAUGACAGAGGCCGUCUGGAAUCAGAACUGAGAAACAUGCAGGACAUGGUAGAAGAUUUCAAAAACAAAUAUGAAGAUGAAAUAAACAAACGCACGAGUGCAGAGAAUGAAUUUGUGGUAUUGAAAAAGGAUGUGGAUGCUGCAUAUAUGAACAAAGUGGAAUUGGAGUGUAAAGCGGAUCAAUUGACUGAUGAGAUCAACUUCCUGAGGACACUUUAUGAAGCGGAAAUGAAUGAAGUUCAAGGACAGAUUGCGGAUACCUCGGUCAUCUUGUCUAUGGACAACAACAGAAGUCUGGAUCUCCAAGGGAUCAUUAAUGAGGUUAAAUCUCAAUAUGAUGAGAUCGCCCAGAGGAGCAAAUAUGAGGCUGAAGCCGCUUACGCCAUGAAGUUUGAGCAGCUAAAACAAACUGCUGGGCAACAUGGCAGUAACCUAAAAUCCAGCAAGACUGAGAUAGCUGAGCUGAACCGAGCAAUCCAGAGACUAAAGGCUGAAAUUGAAAGCGUUAAGAAACAGUGUGCCAGUUUGCAGACAGCUAUCUCAGAAGCUGAAGAGCGAGGUGAACUUGCUCUAAAAGAUGCUCAAAAGAAGCUAAAUGAUCUCCAAGCUGCACUCAAAAAGUCAAAGGAAGAUCUGGCGAAGCAGAUGCGUGACUACCAAGAACUAAUGAACGUGAAGCUAUCCCUGGAUAUAGAAAUCGCCACCUACAGAACACUGCUGGAAGGAGAGGAGUGCAGGAUGUCUGGAGAGAUUGUGAAUCCUGUUAAUAUCUCUGUGGUCAGUGGCUCCACUUCAUACAAUAUUGGAGGAGGAGGUGGAGGAGGAGCAGGAGGAUCAAUGGCCAUGGGAGGCGGCGGUGGAGGUGGAUACGGAGCUAGUGGAGGAGGUGGAUACGGAGCUGGUGGAGGAGGUGGAUACGGAGCUGGUGGAGGAGGUGGAUACGGAGGCGGUGGAGGAGGUGGAUUUGGCACUGGCGGUGGAUUUGGAGCUGGUGGUGUAGGAUAUGGAGCUGGAGGUGGAAGCUAUGGAGCUGGAGGCGGUGGAUAUGGUGGAAGUGGAGGAUAUGGAGGAGGAUCUUCAAUGGGUGCUGGAGGCGGCGGAGGAGACUACUCUGGAGGUGGCAGCUUCAGCAGUGGAAGCAGACAAGGCAUGACCUUCGUCUCGAAAACAUCUACUGCGUCAAGCAGAACAAGCUACUAAACACAGCUUAAGCCAAACAUCUUCAACACAUAUUCCUUUCCUGUCUGCUAAUAUAGCUCAAACUCUUCCAUUGCUCAUCACCCUGAAACUACAGAUCUA